Apus apus (common swift) is the source of this 598-nucleotide messenger RNA. Its product is annotated as C-C motif chemokine 4 homolog. The transcript is spliced from 3 exons. Gene Ontology annotation, biological process: inflammatory response; cellular response to tumor necrosis factor; positive regulation of GTPase activity. The coding region runs from base 50 to 322 and encodes 90 amino acids. Gene Ontology annotation, cellular component: extracellular region. NCBI's taxonomy places the organism in Eukaryota, Metazoa, Chordata, Aves, Apodiformes, Apodidae. The record is from RefSeq and is a predicted model, not a curated record. Gene Ontology annotation, molecular function: CCR chemokine receptor binding; chemokine activity.
CAGAGCUCCAUUUGCCUGCUUCAGCUCCAGCCCCUGCUCCUCAGCUGACAUGAAGUUCUCUGUGGUUGCCCUCGCCGUCCUCGUUGCCGCCUUCUGCUACCAGACCUCUGCCUCGCCAAUUGGGUCCGACCCACCCACCUCCUGCUGCUUCAGCUACACCUCCCGACAGCUGCCCCGCAGCUUCGUGGUGGAGUACUAUGAGACCAACAGCCAGUGCUCCCAGCCCGCUGUCGUGUUUGUCACGAGGAAGGGCCGUGAAGUGUGUGCUGACCCUGAGCAGAGCUGGGUCCAGCAGUACGUCAGUGACCUGGAGCUGAACUGAGGUGCCAGCACCCACCCUGCUGCCCUGGGGCAGGACAGGCAACCUGCCAAUUAGGAAAGUCAGAAUGUUCCAUAAUUUGACUCCAGUGUUUUGCUAUUUAAUUUUCACAGGGGAGGGAUCAGGUGCAAUAACUCCACUCUAGACAAAUGAGAAUAUUAUUUAAUAGAUAUAUAUUUUUUUAAAUCCAGACUCAAGCUCGGGUUAUAUUUUCUGUAUUUAAUUAAUUGUAAUUUUUAUGUCAUAUUUAAUUUAAAUUUCAAUAAAUAAGUAUUUUUG